Messenger RNA from Spinacia oleracea (spinach), 976 nucleotides. Its product is annotated as putative gamma-glutamylcyclotransferase At3g02910. The transcript has a single exon. Gene Ontology annotation, cellular component: cytosol. Bases 109 to 639 code for a protein of 176 amino acids. The record is from RefSeq and is a predicted model, not a curated record. Gene Ontology annotation, molecular function: gamma-glutamylaminecyclotransferase activity. Lineage: Eukaryota; Viridiplantae; Streptophyta; Magnoliopsida; Caryophyllales; Amaranthaceae.
GUUCAAUCUCUACCACACAAAAAAAUCACAUUUCAUCAAAUCAUCUCCAAGACUCCAACAAAGGAAAAAAAAAAUCAAAAAAAUCACCAUCCAUUUUCUUCGUGAGCAAUGGGGGUUGAGAAGGGAGUAGGGAAGAGACUAAUAUUCACCUACGGAACAUUAAAAAAGGGAUUCUCCAACCACCGGCUAAUGGAGGAGCUAUUAACGGCAGGAGACGCCACCUACGUCGGGGCGUUUCGCACGGCGGAGCGAUAUCCAUUAGUGUGUGGACCAUAUAGGGUCCCCUUCCUUCUAAACCUCCCUGGAGAGGGAGACAAGGUUUGGGGAGAGGUGUACAUGGUAUCGGAAAAGGGGCUCGCCCGCCUUGACGAGCUUGAAGGCACCACACGCGGCCAUUAUCAACGGUUGUCGAUUCGAAUAUCUGAUUUGCCUAACGAUCUUGAAUUCGACGUAGCGGAGGCGUAUUACGCGCAUCCGUCAUACGCCCACCAGAUGUGGCGGAGGAACGGCGAGGAAGGGUUUGUUUGUUAUUCACAUAAGGAGGCUAAGGGUUACGUUAAGCGCCAAGAUCGGCCUCAACAUCUGUCAUUUCUUGACCAUAUUUCUAAUUUCCUUUCUUCUCCUCCUACUUCUUGUUAAUUUACAAUUUCACCCUAAUAAAUUGCCACUUGUUAUUUCCUAAUUAGUUUUGCAUUUAUUUGCAUUUCGGAUUUAGCAAGGAGUGUUCAUCUUACACCCGAAUGUAAAAUUAUAAACCGUAGCCUUUGGUUCAUUUUAUAUUUCGGAAAUUUCGACAUCUUCUAGAAUUUUAGCCCGGAAUUGGUCAUGUUGCAGUGGCAUAGAAAUUAGGAAUAUGAGCACUGAGAAGUGCAGCUUGUAAUCUAUAUGUACUUGAGUAGUUGUUCUAUGCAUAUUGCAUUAUCGUGCAGUAUCAUCAAUUAUUAGAAUUAUUAAUGCUCCAAAUUAUUACUUUUUA